Messenger RNA from Cutaneotrichosporon cavernicola, 2835 nucleotides. RefSeq lists its product as uncharacterized. Bases 1 to 2835 code for a protein of 944 amino acids. Gene Ontology annotation, cellular component: SIN/MEN two-component GAP complex; mitotic spindle pole body. NCBI's taxonomy places the organism in Eukaryota, Fungi, Basidiomycota, Tremellomycetes, Trichosporonales, Trichosporonaceae. The record is from RefSeq and is a predicted model, not a curated record. Gene Ontology annotation, molecular function: GTPase activator activity. Gene Ontology annotation, biological process: regulation of Ras protein signal transduction; mitotic spindle orientation checkpoint signaling. The transcript has 2 exons.
AUGCCCAUCCCUCCUUCCAGUGGAUGGGCCGCGCUCGCGGACGACUGGUCCGAUGACCCAUCCUUUGACUUUGACGACGGCGGCAUGCUCCCCACCUCGAGUCCCGCGUCGAGCAGCAGCCGUUCGUCACGUCAAUCUCGUGAGAGGAAACUUAGCGGCUCGCCCCUGCGUCAGAUGCACCUCAAGGACAUAAUAGAAGACGACUUUGUGCUCGACGACAACGCGUUCGACGACGGGCCACCUACGCUCAAGAGCCGCAUCCCCCUCCCCGUCCACUCCACAUCACCCACCACAUCCACCCUUCUGCGCAAGGGCGACUCGCCUACAUCGACAUUACGCCGUAAAGACUCGUCGCCCCGCACAAACAUGAAGACACUAACACUCAACGCUACCAUCAUGGGCGCAGGGCCAAAGGGUGUUGGUGUCAUCACUCGACUGGGUUCAGGCCCAGGCAACAAGGUGGUGUCGAGCAGCAACGUCAAGGCCAAGGCCGGUGCCAUCGAGAAGGCUUGGGAGGCCGACCUCGACUUUGAUUCGUCGUUCGACGGCCUCACGAGCAGCAUUGGCUCGGGAGGCGGCAGCCUCAAGCUCAAACUCCAGCCCAAGAGCUUAUCGGCCCAGCUCGCAGAUAUGGACGCACUAGACGACUUUCCCGACCUUGACGAUGCGGACCAGGACACGCUCAAGGCUAGCGCGACGCUCAAGGCCAAGCUGCCGCCCCCACGAAGGAGAGAUGAUCAGGCUACGGUCAAACCCAAAGCCAAGUCACAGCCGGUCCAAGCGCCGAAAGCAGAGGACGAUGACCUGGAGGACGAUCUCGUCCUCCCGCUCAACCUCACCAACCUCACUCUUGCGACUGGGAGCCAACCUGUACGCAAAUUGCGCCCACGCACAUCGAUGGCCUCGACGGCUACCACCGCUACCACCGCUACCACCGCUACUACCGCUACCGACUGGGACGCGCCGACUACACCUUCUACCACGGGGCGCAAAAGUAUCGUCGGUGCCUUCUCCUGGGGAGACGAGAGCCCGAGUCGUGGCCGCCACUCUGAAACAUCCAUGACUAGCGUUUCUGACGGUCCCGAGCGCGACUCGUUCAAGAACAAUCACGACAUGGAUGACGAAGACUAUGAGGAUGGUCUCGUGCUUCCUGACGCAUCCUUCUUCGCAUCCCGUAACGCUAAUACGCUCAACCAGAUCCUAGAUCGCAAGCGCAAGCAGCAGUACGCUCCUCCCCCGCCACCGCCACUACCUCAGCGCGCCGACGACUCGUUCGAGGAUGGGAUCGUGUUCGACAACCCGCGCGCCGAGCUCACUCACCGCCGGUUGGAGAAGAACCGGCGGAACCGCACAAUACCCACCCCAUUCCUGCUCGGCGCCGACCGCAAGAAGGCCGAGGCGUCCAAGCUCGGCCACCCCUUCCCCUUCCCGCCGCCCCCUAUGCCGCCCAGUGCGGCGCCUCCUCAGCGAGCACGGAGCCCAGGCGGCAGCCUACGCUCAAACUCGGGCAAGACGCGGCCUGAGAGCCCGUUCUUCCGAUCGGGGACACGAUCGCGGCGUACAUCGGAGAAUUCGAUGCAACCUCCGCCUGUACCGCCACUACCAUCGCGCGUGACCGCGCCGAACCUCAUCGCUCCGAGCACGCCGCAUCGCCUACGAACGCAGAAGAGCCAACACAACCUGGUUCCGUCGCCGUCGCCGACGCUUGCGCGCAAGCAGUCACUCGCGUCCAUGCAGGACGCGAUCGCGAGCGGGCACAGGCCAUCCGAGUUGCCCCAGCACCCGCCGCUACCUAUCAUGCCUGGCGAGAAGCCUGGCAGCAGACUCACGAUGCCGACUUCGAGCAGCCUUGCAAAGAUGCGCCCGCCUGUCAACACGACCUUCAAUCGUAACAAGAUUCGUACGAUGGAGAUGCCGCGACGCACCAAGCAAUGGGGUGAUGGCACUGAACUAGACGGCCUCGAAGACCUCCGCGUUGACGACGACGCCAAGUCGCCGCGCAGCACUGGGUCCAAGUCGCCAUACUCGACAUUGCGAGGUCGGAAAUCCUUUGACCGCGCAAUGGCCAAGCAGCCGCCGACGCCUACGGCCGCGAGCUUCAAGGCCGAGGAGAAGGACAAAGAAAAGAAAAAGCGCCGCCAGCGCAAGCCCGCACUCAACCUCAUCCGUAAUCUCGGCGCGACGGACAAGCCCAGGACUGUCGGCGAGAUGACCUGGAACCCGCGCACAAGCCGGUGGGAGGGUAACGAGGGGGUGCUGCGCGACUUUGACGCCGUGGCGUCCAGCACCAGGCCGGCGCUCAUCUCGCACUUCACCGGGAGCUCGGUCGCGUCGUCGCCUCACUCGAGCGCGCCACAGGCGCGAAUCUUUGGGGACAUGAAGUUUGACCCAGAGCGCAUGUGCUGGGUAUCGCUGCUGCCGCCAGAAGAGGUCGAACCGGACCCGUUCGCUGACAUGGCCGACGACGAGGAGAGCAUAUCUAGCGCUGGAGGUUCGGGGACGAUCCGGGCACUCCCGCACAAGCUGGUCAACAUCGGCAUCAGCUCGAGGUUCGUGAGCGACACGAGCGUCGGCACGGGCCUCACUGCCACGAGCGGCACGACAGGCUACACUGGACUUAGCACUCUCACAAGUGCAAGCUGGGAGGAGCGCGCGCCGCUGCGCACCGAGAUGCCCGAGUUGUGGGCCGAGUGCCGUGAGGCCGAGGACCGGCACCGACGCGAGAUGCGUGGCUGGGUCCUACGCCCCGUACAGACCCAGAGCGACAUGCGCGACAGAGAGAGGCGUGAGGAGAAGCGUUUGUGGGAGGUGCGGAACCUUGCACUACGCAGCUAG